Aquila chrysaetos chrysaetos is the source of this 8681-nucleotide messenger RNA. RefSeq lists its product as uncharacterized. The transcript is spliced from 2 exons. The record is from RefSeq and is a predicted model, not a curated record. Bases 425 to 1438 code for a protein of 337 amino acids. NCBI's taxonomy places the organism in Eukaryota, Metazoa, Chordata, Aves, Accipitriformes, Accipitridae.
ACCCGUGCGCCUCAGGGCAGGAGCAACGCCAGCAUCCCUGGGGACUGCCCUGUAACGCCAGCUCGCUGCCCCCGCAUGCCUGCCUGCGCCGGGGAGGCAGCUGGGCACCCCCGCACCCCCUCCGGGCUUCGCGUGUGGGAGGCCAGCCCCCGCGCAGGCUGCCAGCUCUUCUUCUGGCACCGAUCCCUCUGCAGCUCCUGCAAAUUGGCAGAAAGCUUCCCCCGGGGGGCCGAGGCACCACGGACCCAGGCUACGUGUGGCCGAGCCAGCCCAGCAUCCCAGGGGACCGCUCCUGGCAGUGUCCCUGCCUCCAGCCGGAUGCUGCCGGGAGGGUCCGCAGGCUUUUGAGAGUGGGGGAACCCCACCCCGCGUGCGAGACCCCAGCAGGAGCUCGGCAGCAGCUGCAGCAGAGCUGAGCAGAACGAUGCAAGAUGUCUGGAGACGGCCAGCUACCGGCAGGAGCGCGUGGGAGAGGAGCUGCCCGCCACGGGGCUCUGCCUGCGCGCGGGAGGGACCACACAGACGCUUCGCCGUCCGGCCCUUCGCAGCCUUGGGACGCCUGGAAAGAGCAGCACAGAUUUUCCAUCCGCCCCCGGGCUGGGUCCCCCCUCCAGUGGUGAUUCGGCCCAUCUGGCGCUUCUCUCUUCUCUCCAAAGCGACUUUGGAGCCAGCAAAGACCGCAGGCGCUACUUGCAUCGUGGCUCUGACUGAAGGGACUGGGCUUCUGCAGGUGACACCUUGUAUCCAAGGCCCCAGAUGUCUUCCUUGCUGUGCUGUGGCCACCCAGAUCACCACUCUCCAGCCAGCCACGUGUAGGCCAUCAGCUGCUAAGGUGGAGAAACUGGCAGCAAUUGGCGCUGGAGCCCACUGGGACUCUCUGAGAACCUGGAGCUGGGCUUGGGCAUCAGAAGAUGGACAUGACACCCAGGUAAGGGCUGGUCUUCACGGGUCCCUCCCUGGCUGCUUGGACAGUCACCUCCCUUCCAGAAAUGCUCUGCCCCAACCACACUCGCUGCGGCACAGCUCCCCAGAGCCUCGCUCCUGCCUAGCAGAGCAGAACCCGCUGGAGGGAGAUUUGUGGGUGGUUGAUGCUCGGAGCAAACUUUGGUGGGGGAAGGGGGGAAGGGGCAGGUGCCCAAAGCCUGCGGGCUUAAUGGGGGGGAUUUGCAGCUGUGCAGGCAGGGAGAGCCUGGAGGUUCGUGCAGCCACCCUGUCCCUUCCACCACUGGCUUUGCAAGACGUAAGGGCUGUUUCGGAGGGGCUGGGACGGGGAAGUGACUUUGCACCAGCAGAUCCAAUCCUGGCACACUUGAGGCCACGCACGUUGCUGAAGCAGGCUGUGCCCCAAGCUGGAGAGUCUGCAGAUAAACCCCGGGAGAGCUCGACAAGAGCUGAGGACGUUUCCGAUGGAGGCAGACAGGACACUCAGCCUACUUAGUUUAUCAGGAAGAAGAUCAAGGGGCGGCUUGAUUACAGUCACAAGGACCUUGGUGCAUAAGUACCUUGGCAGAAAUAACAAGCCAGGUACUUAAGAGCUCUUUAAUCUAGCAGGGAAAAGCAAAACAAGGGCCAAUCGCUCCACAUUUCCAGCAGUCCGAGUGAUUAACUCCAGAAUGAGAAGCAGGAACCCAGGCUGCCUUCCCAGGGCUGCUGCAGGGCUGGCUGGGGUCUCCCACCCUAGCAUCACCUGGAGCAGCGUAUUUUACCUUAAUGGAAGGUACAAGAAACUUCUGGAGAUGGCAGAGGAGCUGUGGGGCUGAGGCAGCGCGGGGUGACCCAUUAAAUGCUUGGGCUGCAGAGGGCACACCUCUUCUCGGCAGGCGAGGUGGCCACCGCUGGUGCUUGGGACAAGGCAGGGUACAGGUGGCAUUGUCCGGGAGCAGGGGGGAGCAUGGCAUGGGGCGGGUGGCUCUGGCCAGGGAAUCUGCAACAUGGCAUUUUGUUGAGAUUGCAGCCGAAAGCUCUUUGUGCCAGAGGGAUCUCCAGCUGCUGAGGUUCAAGCUUCUGAGCAGAGGGCAAAUUGAUCCCCUCUCUGCAAGCUCACAAACCCGACCAAAAGCUCCUGAGGCCACAGGGGAGCUGGAUCACCUGGCAGCACCGGGGGCUGAUCCCAGUAAUGUGCCUCUGGGAUCUCCUGCUGGACACAGCUAACAGGUACCAGGCAGCUGCAUCUUCAUCGUGCCAAAAGCGUGGUGAAGCCGAAGUAGGAACAGAGCGCUUCUCUCACGAAGCCAUUCGUGUUUCUAUUUAAAUCCUAUUUUUCCCCUUGUUUUUACAGUUUGCUGGUUAAAAAUCAACAGCCUGGCCAGGGCCCUGUUGCAAAGCAUCGGGAAAAGCCCUGGCUUGGGGGGGGUGGUGCAGGGCCCCCCGUGCAGCCCUGACGCCCGGCGUGCCGCCAACGGGGCUAACAAAAGGCCAGCAGCGGGGCCAGCCCGUGCUGGGAGCGCCGCGGAGCCCAUGCUGAAUAGCUCUUCCCGCACAGAGGAAGGCAUGAAGAGGCGUAAUCAAAUAAGGGUAUCAGCAUGGUGCUCCUUGAACGGCACUCCCAGCGUGAGCCGGCGGCAGGGCCGGGCGGAGGUGACAGGUAUCUUUAUCCCGCCACGCAGGAGAGCUCCAACGUCCCGCUGGCAGGAAUUUGUCUGCAAAUUUUCCCCCAUUGAAUGGAGCGCGGGGGCCGGCAAGGCGCGGGCUGAGAUGAUCGCUUGAUUAAGGCCGGGGCAGGCGAGGUGGAGAGACGGGGCAGCUCCCAGGGAGCCGUGCUCCCAGCCCUUAACCUCUCCUCGGGAGACCGCAAAUUAUAUCUGUUAAUGUAUCAGCCCCCUGGUAUCCUACAAAUAAGUCGUCUGGCUAAGUGCAUGUCAGACAUUCGCAGGAGGAGUUGUUACCUUUUCAUCACUUAAUCAUUUUCAUCAUCAUCAAUUAAUUCAUCUUGCAAUAAACUUUAACCCAGUGCGUCCUGGGGAAGGCAGGUGAAGAGGCUUACCAGCCCAGCUGGACUGUAAACACAAGCAGGAGGCACCGGCUGCAAAAGGGGUUUGAAGAGCAGAGGGAAACAGUUUUCCCCGCUCCCCUGUGGAAAUGGGAAACCCUCUGCCACGGGGACAGGAGUAUUCCCAGCCCCGCUUCCCAUUCCGCUCCCCUGCCAGCUGGGAUGUGCAGAGCCAGGGUCCCCCUACACCGGGGACCAGGAGUGUCCGGAGGAAGGAUGCUCCCCCGGCGUACCGGGGCUGGGGAUGCGGGGGGGGCACUUCAUGCACUCCCCCUGGGUGCCAGAAGUGAUUUACGCAGUGCACCCGAGAGCAGAGUCAAUUAAGGUCACAUUUCUGUGUUGCUAAACAACAGGCGGCUCUGGGUUCAGGCCUGCUGAAAAGAAAACAAAAGCCACCCCUUGAAACGGGGGCUUUGAGAGGGUUCAAAGGAGCACGAAACAAAAGGCGGGCUUUGUGGGCUGCCCUCGCCCGCGCCUUCCCGGGCCCUUCCGCCACCAGAGACACCGUUAAUGUGGCAAGGGGGAGUUUUUAAUUGUCCGGCACAAACAAUGCUGGCAUAUUUAGGCCGGCCUCAUUACAGAGCCAUCCGAAAUGCUUGAGAAGCAUUCCCACCGCUUAGCAUAAAUAGCAGAAACACUCUUUCACGAGCAGAGCAGGUCCCAUCUGCUCCCAGCCCGUCCUCACCUUGACUUGCAAUGGCAAGCCCGCGGGGUCGGCCCCUCCGCCCCGCUGCUCCCAAACCCCAGCGCAGGGACCUGCCUCCCUGCCCUCAGGUCACCCCGCCGUAGGGUGCUGCCCGGCCCCCGUGGGAGCGGAGGGCAGGAGCUGUGGGGAUUUGCAGCGAGGGGUGCUCGACCGAAUUGGCCGGUGUGGCAGCUCCGGCUGGGGUUUGCUCUGCCUGCCUGGCUCCAGCGGCUUCGCCACGGGUGAUGGGGGUCUCGAGGGGCAUCACGCACGGCUCCUGACUGGACAAGGCUAUUCGCACACAGCCCUCCUGGGUCCUGGCUGAUGUCCCUCAUGGGGAAUGAGACGGAGAAGGUCUCGGGGACCCUCCCCAGCGGGGCUGAGCCUGAAUCGGAAAUAACACAGACAUUUCGCAGAGAGACCCAAACCCAACUGGGGACCGGGGUCUGGGCUCUUGACGGCCACAGCUGUUUCAGGUUUACACCCCAUUGCACUUACUGGAGCUCCCUACCAGCUUUCCAGUUGGUGCACGGGGGCCCUUGACCCCAGCAGAGUGUCCCAGCAGCCCCUUGCAGCAAGCCGUGCCGGCAGGCCAUCCCCCAGCCCGGGCAGAGGAGCACGUGGCUGGGAGGGGGCUGCCCUGGCAGGGACGCAGCCCCCCGGGGCUGGGAAACGGCACGGCUGCAGAUGCCGCGGGGUCAGCUGCCAGGGCCAAGCCCAGCCAUGCGCCUGGCAUUUCCCGGGCAAGCGGUGCUGACAGGUUGUAGCCCGACAGCCAAGGCCGGGGCAGAGCUGUGCCAAGUGGGGCGGCGAGGCUGCCGGCACCCCGGGGCUGGAGAGCCGGCACCGAGGCACGGAGACAAGGCAGCCCCAGUCCCUCAGGCAGGGGGUCCCUGAGGGGGCUGAGCUCCCCUCCCUGCACCAGGGUGGCUGCGAGUGGUAAAGGCACCGUGACCAUCCACCCUGCGUGUCCCACACGCACGGGGAGCACAAGGACCCCUUUGCAGCCCAAGCAGGUUCUGUGCUCCCCACCCUGCCUGGUUCCCCUGCUUUCCCCCAGGACUUGUAGCUCCCGUCCCUGGAGCGAGCCGCCCCGGCAGCCGCGAGCAGCCCGGUGCAGGGCAGCCGGGGCGGCGAGCCUGUUUUCACCGCGUGGGUCCUGGCAAAGAGCCUUGUCAGCCCACAGGGAUCAAAGCGAGCAGCGUUUCCCGACCGAUACCUGAUCCUGGAGCUGGAAGGGAGCCGGGAGGCUGCCGAGUGCCUCCUGCACCGCUCCCACCGCCACGCAGUGCCGAGCGUGCCGAGGGCCCCGCGCCGCCGGGCUGCGUUUUAUGGCACCGUGGUUUCUGCCAGCUCCCUCCUCCCCUCUUUUGCCUCCCCUUUCUUGGAGGCAACCAGCUCCCCACGCCCCACAGUUUAUUAAAAAUCCCGGGUACCUUGGAAGAGACAACACAAUAGUGUACUUGUUACAGCUGCCUCGUAUUAAUGGACUGCCCCUUUUGAUUUUAGAGUGGAACUUUUGGCAGAAAACCAGCAUCCAAAAAGGAAAAUGGCUGUAAAACUCAGCAAAAGGGGGGGGGCGGGGGGGGAAGCCCCCAGCUUUGAUCAGAAAGGCUUGAAGAUGAAUCGCAGUGAUGCCCAGGCAGAUUUGCUAGAGGUGAAGUUCAGUUGCAAAGAGGGGAGCCAGGGCAGGCGCAGAGGGGGCUGGCCGGGGCUGCGAUGGGGCUGGGGUGGAAGGCAGCCACGGCAGCCAGAGGUUCAAAGGCCUCUGCAGCGAGGAGCAGAAUUGGAGGAUUAUUCACUUUCUAUAUUUUCACUCCUGCAGCACACAUGGGAAUCUAAUUGGCCAGGAUGAGAAAUACAGCCAGACAGCUUACAAGUGGGCUCAAGAAGACAUAAAAAUAUUUGCAGCUGCAAGCCAUUAAAGGCGAACCCAGCCUCGCUCUUACACUUUAAUUACCCUGCUGUACGCUCUCCUCCACGUACCAGAGCUAACGUCAGUUCAAAAACCUUUCUGAUCUUAAAAGGCCAAGCACAACGCCUGGCUGCACUGGGGCGGCAGGGCUCCGGCACAGCGAGGGCUGCACACCUCGCAGGGUGUCCAGGCAACAGCUCUCACCCCACCGCCCCAACACAGACCCCGACACUGCUCCUGCAAGGCUGACAGCAGCCCUGACCCCCCCCCAGAAGGGGUUAGCUUGGCUUUUUAUGGAGGGAGGGAGCCCAGUCUCUUGGGGUCAGGGGCUUCCCGUGCUCUGCAGGGUCUGGCCAAGCUCGUCCCUGCACCUCCCUGCAGGGGCGGCGUGUGGCAAAGCCCUUUUUGGGGCGAUGGCGGCAGGUGUGUCCUCCCGCAGCCUCCCCAGCCGUCACUGCUGCUUCUGCAUCGCAGCCUAGCCGCUUAUUCCCCAGGAUCCAAAAGCACUUGCUGGGGAGAUUUCUCCCUUCUCAGCACCCGGACCCACCCCGAUGGCUGGAGGCAAAGGGUGACGGAGGGACCCCAUCUCCCCGUCUCCCCCACGGCAGCUCCACGUCCAGGUCACUCUUCCCAGUGCUAUGGGCACUGCAGGCUACCCAGGGGACGAUGCCGCCCACAGCCGCCGUGCAGCCACCCCAGGGUGCUGGCGGCUCAGCACUGCCCGCAGGGGGGCUCUGGAUUCGGUGCGGGGUGGCGGGGCGGCAAUCCCGGCCCAGCCCGGCCGGCCACCGCCGUGCUGCUCCCGGCUCCUUGGCUGCUCAUUUCCUUUUCCGCUUCUGCAGUGACACCAAAGAUGUUAUUGCAGGUGCCGGCCCUGGCCCCGCUCGCUCCCCCGCAUGGUUCACCCGGCUUCUCCUGAAACCUGAGGAGAACUGAACUCAUUCUAUGCCAUUUUAUUUCAAUGCUCUGAGGGUUAACCUUGUGCCAGGCAUUUUUAAUCCAGCUAUAAACACGGGAGAGCAGAGGGACUGCAACCUUGCUUAAUGGGGCAAUUUUUUAUUGAUUAGUUUGAAGCUUUAAUGCAAUCUCCUUCCAAAUGCAUGAGCUGGCCGGGAAGAGGGUGUUUGAGUCUGGACUCAUUUUAAUUGAGCUUGAAGUUGCUUGGUGGCACCAAAGGGGCAUUGCAGGAUGUGGGCAAGGACCCCAAAAGAUGGGGAAAGACCCUCAGGUGGAAGACCUGAAAUGAAUAUAUGGUGUUUGCGCUAGUUUGAGACGUUAAACCCAGGUGGGUGCACGGGACAAGAGGAAGACCUGCCUGGAACUGCUGGUGCUGGGACUGUGCACCGCGGUGUAGGCAGGGAGCUCGCCGGUCCUGAGUCCCCACAGUGCUGGUCCUGGGGUGCUGAGAGCUGCCCUGCUUCUGGGGCAGAUGCUUCAAGUCCUGCAAGGAAAUGCAGGGACAGGCGGGCUCAGGAGCCCCGUGCUGCCCGAGGACAUCUCUGCUGGAGCCAGCGUGCCGGGGGUGACGCGGUGUCACCGGCACUGCCGGGGGGCCGAUGGGCACGGCACAGCACAGCACAGCCUCGCAGGCGGGACGGCACAGGGGCAGCGACGCAGCACUGCCGGCAGCCCUCCACGCACAGACGGCCGUGAGCAGGACCCAGCCUUUCUCUCUCCUGCCCCAAACCCUGCCAACCUGGCAGGAGCUGGCAGGGAGGGCAGAGAGGGUGCCGUGCCCCGGGAGCCCACCUGUGCCCGAGGAUGGGGAGGAGGCGGCCGCAGCCCCGGCCGACAGCUGGGGAGAGCAAAGCGAAGGCUAAAUAAGGAUGCUGGCCGCUCCUGGCUGCCAGCCCAGUGCUGCCCCCACAAAUCACCCAGUGGCAGAUGAAAAUCAAACCCCGAUGGGAAGACGAUGCCUGGGGCCGGGCUGAGCGCCAAAGGAGUGAUGUUAGUCCCUCCACGGGGUGCAGGCCAGCAGGAACCUUUCUGGGCAUCGUGUCCCCAGCGGGAAUUUGCUGUGAGCCGGUCUCACCCCUGGCAGGGGGCGGAGGUUCCCUGUGCCCCCCAGGAGAGGACUGGCCGGGGGACUCGUCUCGGGGUCGGGGAGCCGGGCGGCCGUCGCCUGCCCAGGUCGGCAUCGGGGCUGCUCCUGGCUCUGCCCCGCUCGGCUGCUCCCGGCCCCUGCCGAGCCCCGGGGGGCAGCACGGCGGGGGGAGCGGGGGCUCCAGAUUGGAACCACAUGGAAGCACAUUUGCAACAAAUUAGGCCGGGAGCCAGCAGCUCUUGCUUGGCCGGGUGUGCAGCCAAUCUUUGGGGAUUGUCAGCUCCUCCCAGGUUUCCACAGCGGAUGUUCCCUGGCCAGCGUGCAGCUGGGCUCCGCGCAAAGCUGCGGCCAAGGCAGCCCAGAAGGAGAUGAGCACACGCGCGGGCAGGGACCCCCGCCCGCAGGCGCAGCCCCGCCGGGUCGAGCGGGCCCCUGCGCGCUCCCCGCCUCAGCCAGGGAUGCUUUUUUGGGGUGAGGAUGCCCCAGCGCUCCGGGGGAGAGGAGGUGGCGCGCCCGAGGGGUCCUUCAGCCGCUUCCCAGCCUGGCAGCCCUGGGGCGAGGGGGCAGCUGCAGCGGGCAUGAUGUCUCCCUGCCUGCCCCGGCUCACCAACCCCUCGAGCUGCACCCAAAAUUCAGCAGAUGGGGAGCCGCGGCUCAAGCACUGGUGUGAAAUCACCUCUCAGGGAUACCUGAGAAAAGGGCUGAUGUGAGAAGUGGGGAAGAAAAGCUCCGCCUGGCAGCCCUCCCGGGGGGGGUGUGUGUGUGUGUGAGAGGGUUAAACCAGUGGUACAGAAAGGCUUUGAAUGUGCAUGUCAAAGAAUGACACUAACAACUCAUGUGACAACCUGCCAGGAAAACUUUUCAGAUCAUAAUUCGCAUAGCGUUUGUAUCAUGUUCCCUUCCUGUUUAAAAAGGCAAUAUGGAAACCGUGCAAGGGGUUAUUUGCUGGUCAGGCCGGUUUGCUGGUUAGACUCCCUGUCACACGCAUCCCUUUAGGAAGUGAUGCCACUGUAACAGACAUCAUUUCUAAAAAUAACACCAUCCCAUG